AUGCCCAAGCCUAGAACAAGACGUGGCGUCGGCCGCGAGGAGAAGAAGCGAAAGAGGCUCGAAGAGGCUGAACAGCAGCAAGAAUCAUACGAGAACGACUCCAAGCGCCAGCGCACCGUCGAAGAUGAAAACAACAAUGGCUACGAGUACCCAGAUGGCCAAGAUGCUCAGCAAAAUGGCAUUGGCGAAACCGAGUUCUUUGGUAUGCUCGCCGAAGAGGAGCAAGAAUACUUCCGACGCGCCGACGAACUGCUGGAGCUGAACCAAUUCCCCUCGGCUGAAGACCGCGACAUCUUUCUCGAAAACGUUUACAAGGAGGCCCAGGGCAAAGAGCUCAAGCUCGCCAGCAGUCAAUCUUGCUCAAGAUUGAUGGAGCGAAUCAUUCAACUCUCCAAUACCGCACAGAAGAAGCAUCUCUUUGAAGCGUUCGGCGGCCACUUUCUCUCCCUCGUUCAGCACCGGUUCGCUAGCCACUGCGCCGAGGCUCUCUUCUUGAGGUCUGCGGGUGUAGUGUCGCAGGAACUUGCUGGAUUCGUCUUUGACACCAAGGGCACCGAUACGGAUAUGCAAAAGCCCGAGACGUCAAUGGAGGACCAUUUCCUUGCGACACUAGACGAGCUAGAGGGAGCUCUGUCCUAUCUUGUCACCGACCGAUUCGCAUCUCACACCCUGCGCGUGCUCUUGCUUGUCCUCGCCGGCCGACCUUUAGAAGAUGCCUCAGUGCGAAGUCUCGUCAAGAGCAAGAAGAAGGAGAAGAUUUCAGUUGCUGGAUCUGCUGCCACAGAUGAGGCAAACCAGGGCUUGAGAGCAGUGCCUACCUCGUUCGCCCUGGCAGCCAAGAAGAUUAUCCAGGACUCGACCGCAGGAAUGGAUGCUACUGCUUUGCGAGUGCUCGCCAGACACCCCAUCGGAAACCCUACGCUCCAGCUUCUUCUCGAGCUCGACCUUACCCUCAAUAAGGGUGAGCAAAAAGCCGAGUCUGAACAGCCAACCCUGCUCUUCCAGCUCUUGCCCGGUGCUCCCAAGUCGCUAUACGACAGUUCAUCAGAAGCCUCCGAGUUUGUCAACGGCAUGAUCUAUGAUUUAAUCGGAUCGCGACUCAUCGAGACCCUCAUCACACAUAGCCCUGGCAAGAUCUUCAAGGCUCUCAACCAAAACAUUUUCCUGCCCAGAAUCGAGGGUUAUGUCCGAAACGACAUCUCUUCCUAUGCCGCCAUCCGUGUGCUCAACCGCUUGAGUAAGGACGAUCUUGUGCAGGCCGUGGAGAAGAUUGCACCCAGCGUGCCUCAACUGGUUGUCAAGUCCAGGCUCAACGUCCUCAAGACACUUUUCGAGAGAUGCAAUGCUCGUGGAGCCAACGAUGAGAUCAAGAAACUCAACAAGGGGCUAAAGGAGGGAUGCGGCACGACUCCAGCCGACCUGGUCAUCUUCCUUAGUGGUUUGAAAGAUGAGGAACAGAAGAAGAAGGAUGUCCAGCAGCUGUCUAAGAACGAGUACGCUAUUCAGUCUCACGGAGCCCAACUCCUCACCACACUCCUAAAGAUCCCCGGUCCUACUAAGGGUGUUCAAGAAUCUCUUCUUGCCCUUGAGCCGGCUACUAUCGUCCGCCUCGCCACCACCUCCAUGCCUACCGUUACCGUCCUCACAACCGCCCUGUCCAUUUCAUCUGCCAACCCUGCUUUCCACAAGUCCAUCGCUAGCGCCAUCUUGCCUCACACACACGAGCUUGCAGUUUCGCAAUUUGGCCACAACCUAAUCAACGCCAUCGUCGAGGUCCCCAGCAAGGGCAGAGAGCGAAGUAUUCCGUUCCACAUGAAGGAAGCCUUUAUGGCACGACUCGGCGAGCACGAAGCAGAACUCCGAGACAGCUGGAUGGGCAGAAGUGUUUGGCGCAACUGGAAGGGUGAUAUGUGGAAGACACGCCGCGGAGAUUGGAAGAUCUGGAUGAAAGAGGUUGAUGUUGACAUUCCCUCAACCCUGCCUCAGCGUGGACCCAAGACUGCAGAGAAGGAGAAGCCAAGAUCUAAACCUACUGAGGAGAUCAUGGAGGAGCCUAUCGUAGAGGAGCCUGUUGUCGAAGAGCCUGUUGCUGAGGAUAAGAUGGACGUGGAUGAGCCGGUUGAGCAGGCUGAUAACGACGACGAUGCCAAGAAGGAGAAGAAGAAGAGCAAGAGGGACAAAAAGGAGAAAAAGGAGAAAAAGGAGAAGAAAGACAAGAAGGAAAAGAAGAAGAAGAGUAAAUCUGACGAUGCCAAGGCAGACGAUGAGAUGGAGGAGUAA
This is a messenger RNA of Fusarium graminearum PH-1, 2280 nucleotides long. RefSeq lists its product as uncharacterized. Gene Ontology annotation, molecular function: RNA binding. Bases 1 to 2280 code for a protein of 759 amino acids. Gene Ontology annotation, biological process: ribosomal small subunit export from nucleus; endonucleolytic cleavage in ITS1 to separate SSU-rRNA from 5.8S rRNA and LSU-rRNA from tricistronic rRNA transcript (SSU-rRNA, 5.8S rRNA, LSU-rRNA); endonucleolytic cleavage to generate mature 5'-end of SSU-rRNA from (SSU-rRNA, 5.8S rRNA, LSU-rRNA). The record is from RefSeq and is a predicted model, not a curated record. Lineage: Eukaryota; Fungi; Ascomycota; Sordariomycetes; Hypocreales; Nectriaceae. The transcript has a single exon. Gene Ontology annotation, cellular component: 90S preribosome; nucleolus; preribosome, small subunit precursor.